Messenger RNA from Callorhinus ursinus (northern fur seal), 4336 nucleotides. NCBI's taxonomy places the organism in Eukaryota, Metazoa, Chordata, Mammalia, Carnivora, Otariidae. The record is from RefSeq and is a predicted model, not a curated record.
AGUCCUAGGGUCUCCGACCCGCGGCCACCGGGGAGCCUUGCAGCUAUUGCCUCGGGGACCGCGGCCCCAGCCAACCCUCUCCCAUUGGUGAGCAGGAUGGACGUGGACUCCCACCUUGGCUCCCUAUUGGCCGCCGGUGCCGUCACUCCUCGGCUGCCCGCGCCCUCCAGCCUUUCCCGCCUGAGGCGCUUGAUGAUUGGUCACGGUCGGUCGCGGCCGGGGACCUGGGGUGCCCGGGUCCGAGCGGCUUCUGCAGGGUCGCUUUGGGCUGUGCAGCCAGCCACUCCCGGCGGAAAGUUCGACUUCGGCUCUGGAUGACAAGUUGGCGUGACGGAGAUGCCUUCUAACUUUCCCUGGGUGGGGACUGACAUUCCUUGCGAGCUGCUGGCGGGGCUCCCGGGCAGCGUCCGCACCCCGCGGUCAGGCUCCCAGCCCUCGACCCCCAAGCCGGGUCCGCAGUGCGCGAUGGUUUAGGGCCACGAGCCGAGGGGUUCUCGCAGCCCGGCGACCCCUGUCCCUUCCAGCGGGGGAUUCGCUGACGCAGCGAGUCGCCGGCUGGUGCCUUGCCGGGGAUGGAACGAGGACAUGCGGGGAGAGCCGGGGUGCGGAGGAAACGCUGUGUCAUCCCCUGGGGCCGCGGGCUGUAGAGGGAGUCCGCGUCCCCGGGAGCCCGCCUCAGCCCCCUCCCCCGGUGCGACCUCCGAGACGGGUCUCUGGCACCCGGGCCCUGGCGCGACCGAGCGCUCGGCUCUGUCCGACCCGGUCGGUCUCUUCGGAGCACGGUGACAGUGGCCCUUUUACUCGGGGACCCCCGACAGGGCGUCGCUAACUCGCCCUCGGCCGCGGAGACGGGGAUCGAACCCACAACCCGGACGUGCGGCGAGGGCUGAAGGCUUGGAGGGGCCGUACCCACGCUUCGGGCCGCCUCGUACCCUCCGUCCUCUACUGCCUCCAGCGCCGAGGAGGUGGACUUUAUUAGGAAAAGGGCCGAGAGGCUCCGCUGAAGCGAACCGGGCUUGCCUUGGGUGGGGGGCAGCGGAGGCGGACAGAAAGAAGUUUGCAGGAAGAAAGGAAAUUGUACAAAGACAUCCUUCUACGGUCGAUUCAGGCACUUCUUGGAUAUUAUCGAUCCUCGUACACUCUUUGUCACUGAGCAUCCCUUCAAAGUGGAUAUAUAGCAUCAUUAUGACUUCAUACUCUAAUGAAGUUAUUACCCAGGACCUGAAUGACACACUCAUGACAAAAGUUCAAGUGAGACGUCUCAGAGAGGCUGUGCAGCUGCUGGAGGACUACAAGCAUGGGACCCUGCGCCCAGGUGUCACCAAUGAACAGCUCUGGAGUGCACAGAAAAUCAAGCAGGCUAUUCUACACCCAGAUACCAAUGAGAAGAUCUUCAUGCCCUUUAGAAUGUCAGGUUACAUUCCUUUUGGAACGCCAAUUGUAGUUGGUCUUCUCUUGCCCAACCAGACACUGGCAUCCACUGUCUUCUGGCAGUGGCUGAACCAGAGCCAUAACGCUUGUGUCAACUAUGCAAACCGCAACGCUACCAAGCCUUCUCCUGCGUCCAAGUUCAUCCAGGGCUACCUGGGAGCUGUCAUCAGUGCCGUCUCCAUCGCCGUGGGCCUUAAUGUCCUGGUUCAGAAAGCCAACAAGUUCACCCCGGCCACCCGCCUUCUUGUCCAGAGAUUUGUGCCGUUCCCCGCUGUAGCCAGUGCCAACAUCUGCAACGUGGUCCUGAUGCGGUAUGGGGAGCUGGAGGAAGGCAUCGAUGUCCUGGAUGGUGAUGGCAACCUCGUGGGCUCCUCCAAGAUUGCAGCCAGACAUGCCCUGCUCGAGACGGCGCUGACGCGGGUGGUCCUCCCCAUGCCCAUCCUGGUGCUCCCCCCUAUCGUCAUGUCCAUGCUGGAGAAGACGGCUCUCCUGCAGGCACGUCCCCGGCUCCUCCUCCCCGUGCAAAGCCUUGUAUGCCUGGCGGCCUUCGGCCUGGCCCUGCCACUGGCCAUCAGCCUCUUCCCGCAGAUGUCAGAGGCAGCCCCCAGAAUUCCUGAGGGAGUGAGGCCUAAACUCUUCUCCCGGACCUCCAAGCCUCUUCCACCCCUGCAGGGAGCAGCUAAGGGCCUCCCAUUGCCAGGGAGACCACGUAGUAGAGGUGAGGUCCAUGGUUGGGGUCAGGCCAACCCAGGUUCCAGUCCCAGCUUGGCCCCAACAUGACUCUGUGACUUCCAGCCAGUCAUUUCCUUUAUGCACUCCUUAAUUCCCUCAGAUGUUUAAGGAGCACCUUCUCUAGCAGGGCCAUGGUGUCUUUAGCUAUAAAAUGUCAAGAGCAGCAUCACUUGCUGGGCUGGUGUGAGGACUGGAGAGACUAGGUGAGGAGCACACAGACUCUUCUCAUGCCUCCCAUGUGUCAGGAGGGCUGCUGCCUCCCCUUACCUGGGCACUGGGCCUCCCUAGGAGAGUGGGGGGAGGAAAAAGGAUGGGGGUGGGGUCUGUUCUCAAAGCGAUACUUCUAGGUCAUGGGGCUUCUGGUCUCGGGGGAAUUUCUUUGUGAAAGAGCCCCACUGGCCACAGCCCCCAUCCGGGCGGAAAUCUUUGACUCUCAGGACAGACACAAAUCCCUCCUAGGAGCUGUUUGUUGUUUUUAGCUGGUUUGGGGGCUCAGCUCCUGCCCAGCCCGGAGAUCAUUAACACUCCAGGAAUGUGGCUUCCCCUGGCCCCAUCCCCACCCACUGGCCCCUAAGGCCUCCCUCCUCCCACUCAGGCCAUGGUUAGAAGGAGGGUCAGAAUGCUAGGGGAUGAAGACAGUGAUGAGUGACCCUUUCUCAAGGCCCGGGGUCAUUUUCAGAAUGGAGCUCCCUCAGCCUCUCAGAGCUGCUGCUGCUCCUGCCAUCUCACCCACAAGCCCUGCUGCUGAUUAGCCCCUUAAACAGCAAGGUCUCAGCCACUCCCAAAAGGCCUAACCCCCAUGUGCCCUUGCUUCCCUGCAGUACCAGGUGUCUCUCAGGGCAGUGGCUGAAAAAUGUUCAUUCACUUCUCACGCCCCACUCCAAGGUAGCUGUUGGCAACCUUGUCUAAGCUCAGAGCCUCGCUCCUUCCUGACAAGGACAUCUUCUCAGAGUCUGGGGCCCCACCUCACCCCAGUUCCCUGGGCCUUGUGGGAGGGUAAAGAGAAGGAAAGAGAAAGAGAAGGUAGACAAAUGGGUGACAGAGGCACCAGGUGCCCCCCCUCAAGGACCCCAUACACAUCCAAUGAGGAAGUGAGGGAAGGAGGCUGCUAUCAGUCCCUGGCCACCUGCGCUGGUUCCCCUCCUCUCCACCGGUAAGAGUGGCAGAGGGAGGGACAGCACACCAGGGCCCUCACUCAGUCCAGGGGUGAACUGCAAGAAGCUCAGUGUUAGGGAACAGGGGGCAAGACGAGACACCGGAGAUGUAAGUGGCUCAGCUGGCAGCCACCGGAAGCUUUAAGUAGGGAAGUGGAUUCAUCUGGCAACAGAGUAGAGUGUAUGGUGGACACAGGCAAGACUGCUGGGGAGACCAGGAGAGAGUCAAGUUGGGGGAAGACGGCGCCUAGACCAGGUGGUGGAAUGGGGAUGGAGAGAACGAAGAGGUCGGGACUGCUCAGCUCCUGGUGAUUGAUGGUGGAGAGGUGGCAAAGGGAGGUCAAGAGAUGGCCCCAGGUUCCUGGCUUGGGCAGCUGAGGACAGAGAUGGUGGUGCCAUCUCUCAGAGCUAAGGGACAGAAAAGGAAGAACAAAUCUACAGAGAAGGUAAUGCAUUCUGUUUUACAGGUUAUUAGAGGUUCCUGUGAGAGACCCAAGUCAUGAUGUCAGGGGACGAUUGGGUGUGCUUGUCGGGAGCUCAGGAGGCGGGUGGGAACUAGAUACGGAGCUUGGCGUGUUACCCAUUUAUUGAGAGCACCUGGCGCUAAAGGACCGGCAGCCACCACCCAGGGGGAGUCUGUGGGGUGAGAAGAGGGAGACCUGGGAUGGAACCUCGAGGAGCCCCCAUCUCUGAGGCCUGGCCAGAGACAGGAGGCUGCUAAGAAGCUCCGCCACAAGAAGGGUGUUAUGGGCUGAACUGUGUCCCCCUAAAUUCAAAUGUUGAAGUCCCAACCCCCAGGACCUCAGAAUGCAACUGUAUUCGGAGGUAGGGUCUUUAAAGAGGUCAUUAAGGUAAAACAAGCUCAUGAGGGCAGGUCUUCAUCCAGUAUGACUGGUCACCGUAUAAGAAGUGGAAAUUUGGACACAGACAUCCAUAGAGGGGAAACACCAUGUGAACAUGAAGACAGCCACCUUCAAGCCACGAAGAGAAGCUUCAGGAGAGAUCAGCCCUGCUGGCAC